CUCCCUCCCAUCUGAAUUACUAACUCCCUCUCAGCUGAUGAGUUGACCGCGACGGUAACAAGAUGUGAUCAAACAAUUCCAAUCGCUAUGACCGGACGUAUUCUUCACUGAGAGGAACGUCCACCACACGACAGGACGGCGUGAAUUUAAUGACAUGGUUAGUGAGGCUUUUUGAUUGGAUCGAGUUUGGGACGUUCCGGUGUGACGUUCUGAACAACAAAUACACGUGCCGUGUCAAAACUUUGAGUCUUGCGGCCAAAACAAGUAGUUCCACAGAAAUUCCUGUGAAGGAACUGUUCAAGCACUUAGAAGACAGGCUCUACCUGAGCCGUAAUUCUGGGGAAAGGGGCGAGAUAGUGACGCAGAAGACUGAUGGGUUGAAGAAUGGAUAACCGCAACAUUGGUGGAAGUGGUUUAUCACGGAGGCGGACAGAACAUUUCUACUCAAAAUAAAUUCAUUCCAGAGACGUUCAUUACAGUAAUUCAGAAGAGGAGAGACUAGUACACCCAACCUGUUAAUUACCUUAUCAACAGUGCAGUCCGUCGUCAGACUUUUAACAAUAUAAAAACAUCGUUCACCGCACUUUGCUCAUACUCGCGCACAGUCAUAAUACCAUGAGACCUCAAGACAUUUUUCCAGAGACCAAUAAUCUAUGGAUUUUCGGCUACGGCUCACUGGUCUGGAAGCCGGAUUUCAAGUUUAAGAAGAGAGAAAUUGGAUACAUCCAAGGAUACAAGAGGCGCUUCUGGCACGGAGACACUUUCCACAGGGGCGACAAAGACAUGCCUGGAAGAGUUGUGACUCUGGUGGAGGAUCAUGAAGCCUGCACUUGGGGGGUGGCCUAUGAAGUCACAGACUCUCAGAUUGAACAAUCUCUGAAGUACUUAAACGAGAGAGAGUCGGUUCUUGGGGGCUAUGUCACCAAGGUGGUGGAGUUCACUCCUCGAGAGCAGAGCCAAAACACUCUGCUGGCCCUGGUCUACAUCGCUACCUCAGAUAACCCGAGAUAUCUUGGACCGGCUAGCCCAAAAGAGAUAGCAGCGCAGAUUGCCAUCUGCCGCGGGCGCACUGGCCAUAACAUCGAAUACUUGCUUCGUCUGGUGGAGUUUAUGAGAAUGUACUGUCCAGAGGUGGAGGACGAUCACCUCUUCUCUAUAGAGGCUGCAGCUGUGGCCCUACAGUUCUGAAGGCCAAGGACGAGGAUCAAAGGUCAGACCAAAGUUAUCUACAAAAAGACUUGAUGUCCUUCAUCUCCAGGAUUUGGUUCUCAGUAUAAUGCUUGAUCUAGAUGUUUUGAUCGGCGUGGCGUCACCAUCUGCUUCGCACCAUUGGGUGAAUCUUGAAAACAGAACUGUGAAUUUUACUUGUUUACAUUAUAUUUAUACGGUCUUAUAUGAAGCCACUUACCAAUGUAAAUCUGUGGUAAACAGAAACAUGUUCAAAAAUGUCUCAUAUUCACAGGCCAAGAUCGUCUGUAAUAA
This is a messenger RNA of Chanos chanos (milkfish), 1482 nucleotides long. Its product is annotated as glutathione-specific gamma-glutamylcyclotransferase 1. The transcript is spliced from 3 exons. Gene Ontology annotation, biological process: glutathione catabolic process. The record is from RefSeq and is a predicted model, not a curated record. Gene Ontology annotation, molecular function: glutathione specific gamma-glutamylcyclotransferase activity. NCBI's taxonomy places the organism in Eukaryota, Metazoa, Chordata, Actinopteri, Gonorynchiformes, Chanidae. Bases 616 to 1188 code for a protein of 190 amino acids. Gene Ontology annotation, cellular component: cytoplasm.